Messenger RNA from Leptopilina heterotoma, 933 nucleotides. RefSeq lists its product as uncharacterized. The coding region runs from base 159 to 785 and encodes 208 amino acids. Lineage: Eukaryota; Metazoa; Arthropoda; Insecta; Hymenoptera; Figitidae. The record is from RefSeq and is a predicted model, not a curated record. The transcript has 3 exons.
AAUAGACGAACAAGUUGCUCACUGUUCAAUCGUCCUUCAUCAUUGCAGGACGUCUUUGAUAUUUAAAGAGGACUUGAAUUAUUAAUUUGGAAAUUAAUAUUAGUUUUUAAUAGAUAGAUAUAUUUAUACUUACUGUUAUUUUCAUCAAUCGUCUAAAUAUGAAGAUAAUCAGCGUUCUAGUAUUACUUUUUGCGAUUGUCUUUAGCCAAGGUCAUCCUUUACUGAAAUCCGAAGCAACCGAAGAUAAGUUACCAGAACCAGAGAAAAUUCCCACUGCUGAAAAGGAAAAACCAGAUUUAAAUGCUAAACCAGAACCAAUAGAAGAAUCUAGCGCUCCCCUAAAGCCAGAAAGUCCAAAUUUGGAUCUAAAGCCACAAACGGAGAACGAAGCACCACCAGUUCCUGUAAUUCCUGAUAAUGUUACUCCAGAAUUGCCAAGUAAUAUAAAUUUAGAGCGAAAAUACAAUGAAUACGAUCAGAGGCAAAAUGGAUCAGAAAAUUAUCGAAUUCAAGUUGAUGGUUUGGUAUUUGUCCUGGCUCCAGCGGAUGCUCUUCUCUUAGCUGGUGGCGCAGCAGAGGGUUCAGAUUUAUUGGGUGCUCAACCAAAUAUAACAGCUCUUCUCAAUGCAACUGGUUUAAAAUCAAAUAAAGAACAUUCUGAACCGUCACAACUCUCCCCACUUUAUUAUUCAGCACCAAAAAAACAAUCCGAAGGACCAGUGUCGAUAAAAUUAAUUAAUCUGAUUGCACCGCUUUUGGAACAGAGAAGGAAUUUAGGAAGGUAGUAAUUUUCCCGGAAGAACUGGCGAAAAAAAACUAUUGUUGUGAUUGAGUCUACGUUCAUUGAAAUCAUAAUUGUAAUAUGUCUAACUAUCAUUCUCAUGUACUCGUGAUAUUCAUUUAAUUCAAUAAAUAUACCAAGUCCGAAAGAAA